Molecule: messenger RNA, 3561 nt
Organism: Triplophysa rosa
Lineage: Eukaryota; Metazoa; Chordata; Actinopteri; Cypriniformes; Nemacheilidae
Product: mucin-2-like
Exons: 3
Coding region: 504-3545 (1013 amino acids)
Source: RefSeq, a predicted model, not a curated record
CUGGAUUUUUAUUAAUCUGGACUUUCGUUGUGAGGGUCGAUCUGGAUCCCUUAAAGUCUCUCGCUGUCGGAACUAAAGACGCGUUUCUCUGGGCGUUGAGCGCGUCGCCACAGGCGGAGAGCCCACAGGAACGCAGUCCAGGGGUCUUCAGUCGCAUUGGCAGCUGGCUGUCGUGGGGUUGGGGCAGCCCGCCACCCAGUGGAGAUGCACCCUCGCCCGAGACACAGCAGCACAGCCGAGAGGAGGACGACAGAGAAACAGAGAGCGAGUGUUCAGCUGUAAAGGUCACACAUCACACCCCUGUCCCAGCAGAGAGAAGCCCCUCCCUGAGCCGGAAUGCCAAACAUUUGAGUUCUGCUGGGGGGAGAGGCUCGAGGGGUCACACCUCUCAGGUGUACCUGGAGGAAGACAGCGAUUCUGAUUUAUAUAUUAGCACAGAACCACACGUCACUUUUUCACCUCAGGUGACCUCUGACCUCACUGACCAACCGGAGUCGGACCAAAUGGGGCGGAGAAGAUCAGGGAAAAAAAGGAGGAGCUCUCAAGGAGAUGGGGGCGGGACUAAGACCAAGUCACCAACCACGAGUCAGCCCAGCAGCCCUGCAAUAACCAGUUUGGCAAGAAGCCCAGAGCCGGCGUGGGCUGAGUCAGCAUUUGAGGAGGCGCCAAAACCCGUUCCUGAAUUCCCCCAAGGAGAACCGCCAAACUCACCUGAAGCAGGUAGAGACGAGGAUAUAACAGAAUGGACAGAUGCACACAUUAGUGACACCGCUGGACCUUUGAGCUCACGGGACGCCCACGCUUUCACAGAUUCAGACAUGGAUGAAGAAACUGUCGUCAGACUCACAGAAACUCCAGAAUCCAAACGCAGAAGUCUCAAAGUGUCUCACAGUGAGAAGUUUUUUGCUAAGAGGGUUGUGGUCACGUCUACACCCCACACAGAGGAACAACAUGAGAAGUUCAAUGAAGCCGAAGACACGACGGACCAUAAACAGACGAAAGCUGAAGACAGGGCAAGAUGUGUAGAUAACUGGUCGGAUGGCCUAAGGAUAGUGAAAAGCACUCCUCAUGUGGGCCGAAUCUCAGACAAGAUCAGUUUGUUUGAAAGCCAAGCGAGCAACACGUUUAAGAGUAACUUCACACACCCGAGACGUCUGGAUAUUUCUCCAGCUCAAAAUGUGUCGAGACAAAGACAGUUCACAGAACCUACCGGCGCCAAAUCUGGUUCUGUUCAUUCAAGCCUGUCCGUUAAAGACCGGGCACUGAAUUUUAGCGCAGACCAGAGAGGAGACAUGACGUUUACACUACCGUCCACCACAGCGGGGGUAUCUGCUCGAACGUGGAACGGUGGACAAUUAAAAACAGCUGGUCACACUGAAACAUCUCCGUUUACGAAAAAGUUUGAGAAAUCUGCAGCAAAGGCAGGUACCAGCAGAGAGAAACCUGAGGUUAAACCCAAUCCUCCAUUAAACACAGAUCAAACAGACUCCAAAUCCCACAAUGCAACAGAGAAUGCAUCAAACGAUGAGAUUACAGAGAUUUCAUCACCGGCUGAUCAGAGCCAGCAGAUCAAAUCUCCCACCCGGACGGGCUCAAGAUCUAAAAAGCGCCGAAGCAAAGAAGCGACUCAACCGCUCAGCCCCACCAGCAAGAACAAACAGGAAGUUGGUCAAGAUAAACAGGAAGUGAGAGACACAGAAAGCUGUUCAGUGCCUGAUAUGCCCUCAAAACAUCUUACAGGUACAAAAACCACAGACCAAUGUUCUGAUAAAUUACCAACUAACAGCUCUCGUAUUCCAAAAGAAAAACCCGAAGACUUGGUAAGAGCAAAAACUCGGACGGUCGCAAAGCGUCACAAAGAGAUGGUUGAGAAGGUGGUGAGCCCCACAUCUGAAACAUCACAACCUUCACCUGCUUCUGCAACCCAAACCAAGAUCAGCUCCAAUGAGGACCAGACAGAACCAAAACACUCAGAACCAGAAGAGAGAAGAACAAACGAGAGCUCAGAAAGCGAGAGUCUGAAGAACAGAGACACGAUUGUGAAACCAGAUCCAUCUGUGACAAAUGAAGAGAAACCACCAGCCCCAGAGGAUCUGAAGGAGGCCAGCCCUAAAUACCCCUCUGAGCCGGCCAAUAGCAGCUCUGGGAAGGAUGUCGUGCGGAACGGAAAGAACAAGACAGAUUUUAAAGUGUUACCUGAGAAAGACACAGCUACAGCGAGAGAAACCUCUGAAUGUGUCCCGAAAUCAGAUGAGAAUAAAGACAACAUGACAAAAACACUCAAAAACAAUAACAUAUCUAAGCCAGAAAUGAAAACAAAGAUGAGCAAACCAAAGAAAACCUUAUCCAUCUCAACCAGGCAGAGAAAAAGAACAGAAACAACAGAAAAUUACAUUUCUAUUGAACUGACCAAUGAGAGCAGUGAAAACCCCUUUCCUCUAAUACAAUCUAAUAAUGAGAAUAUUUCUUUGAGCUCAGCCAAUGAGAACCACACUCCAUCAUCUCCCAGAGCCAGUGAAUUCUCCACAGAGCAGACAGAUGAGACCACCAUGAAACCAACAUCAACAGAUGAGACAACAUCCAGUUUAAAAACAUCAGCUCAUGAAAAGACCGCACCUCCUCCAGCCUCAACAGAAGAAACGACCACACCCACACCCUCAUUAACUGACAAACAGACCACACCCCCACCAGGAUCAACAGAAAAGAAGACCACACCCCCACCAGAAUCAUCUAUUGAAAAGACCACAGCUCUACCAACAUCAUCAUCAGACACAACUGUCACACCUUCACUGAGCUCCUCUAAUAAAAAGACCACACCUCCAGCUGUUGAGAAGACCACACCCCCAUCGGCAUCUACUAAUGAAAAGACCACACCUCCAACAGCAUUGUCAGUAGAACAGAUCACACCUCUUCCAACAUUGUCAGAAGAAAAGACCACACCCCCACCAGAAUCAUCUAAUGAAAAGACCACACCCCUAGCAUCAACAGACAAAACCGCCAAACCUCCAACAGCAUUAACUGUUGAGAAGACCACUCCCGCAGCAGCAGCAUCAACAAAGAAGACCACACUUCCACCAGAACCAACGGUUGAGAUAACCACACCUCCAGCAGCAUCGGAAGUAAAGAAGACCACAUCUCCAGCAGCAUCAUCGAAUGAAAAGACCACGCCCCCACCAGCAUCAUCUGAAAAGAAGACCACACCUCCACCAGCAUCAACUGUUGAGAAGACCACUCCCCCACCAGCAUCAUCAAAUGAAAAGACUACGCCCCCACCAGCAUCAUCUAAAAAGAAGACCACACCUCCACCAGCAUCAACUGUUGAGAUGACCACUCCCUCACCAGCAUCAUCUGAAAAGACCACGCCCCCACCAGCAUCAUCUGAAAAGAAGACCAAUCCUCCACCAGCAUCAUCAAAUGAAAAGACCACACCCCCACCAUUAUUAUCUAAUGAAAAGACCACGCCCCCACCAGCAUCAACUGUUGUGACGGUCACUCCCCCAGCAGUAUUAUCUAAUGAAAAGACUACACCUCCAGCAGCAUCAUAAAAUGAAAAGACCACGC